AUGCCCGAGGCGAGCGAAGACGAGGGCUACAAUGAGUUGCUCAUACAGUGGCUCACUGACCUGAGGAUGGGCGCCAAGCGGAACAAUUCAAAGGCAGAGUUUACCUAUCUGAAGGCACUCAAGUCAGUGAAGGAGUACAAGGCGCCACUUCGCUCGGGCGCCGACUGCCGCAAACUGAAGGGCUUCGGCGAGAAGAUCUGCGCAAUGAUCGACAAAAAGCUCAAGGAGCACCUUGGCGACGCUUACGUUCCACCGCAGCCUGAACCGGCGGCGGCGCCAAAACGUGCCAACAAGAACAAAAACACAGCUCAACCAGAUCAGCCUGAACAGCAGCAGAUUUCCUCACUAUUUAGCAAUGUUCGAAAACGAGUUCCAAACGCCGCCUCGCCCGGCAUCGCCAGUCCAAUGCACAAGAUCAGCCGACGAGCCGCGGCGGCGGCUGUUCCGCAGCGAAAUCGAAAGUACAUCCCCGCCCAGGGCUCCAGCGGCUUUGCCAUCCUCGUGGCCCUUCUUCGCUUCGAGCUGGAGCGCGGCCAGCAGCUGGUGAACAAGUACGACCUGCAGGAGAUGGCGCAACGGUACUGUACGACGAACCUAGGUGCCACAGCGGGCGGCGGCGGCGCCAGUUCAAUGCACCGCUUCGCCGGCUGGGCCUCGGUGAAGACGCUGCUGGCGAGGUCGCUGGUGGAGCGCACCGACGCCCGAAACUCCUACUUCUACCUGACGGGGAGGGGGCGGCGGCUGGCGCGGAACCUCGCCAAGUGCUGCUCCAUGCUCAGAGAUUUUGCUGAAAAAUACCUGCUCCACGAGCCACAAGACGAUCUGAGCAGCGAUUCUGGUGGUGAUGAUGGAGUGGUCGACCUUUCCGACGAUGAGGCAGGAAGCAGUGCUCCCAAAACGACGACGACAACAACAGCAAAGACGACCUCUUUCAGUGGUCAGCCCGCCUAUCGGCCUUUCAUCUUUCAACCCGGAGAUUACGAAGUGAUCCUGUGCAUUGACACUCGCGAGCGAAUCGCCACCAACUUCUGCUCUGACAAGAACGCCGCUUUUGCCGCCGCCCUGCAGAAGCAGGACGUUCGCGUGGAGAUCCGCACACUGCCGCUGGGAGACUUUGUGUGGAUUGCUCGGGAGAAAGCGAAGAAUGGAUCAUCUUCAACGACGACCUCAAUUGACGGCGGCCACUCUCGUACAUUCACUUCGAUGACCCUGGAGAUCAACUCGUCAUCAUCGGCACCUUCCACCGCCUCAAACCAGUGCUCAGACAUUCGCCGUGAACUAGUCCUCGACUGGAUCAUCGAGCGGAAGCGCAUCGACGAUCUUGCCGCCAGCAUCAAGGACCGCCGCUGGGACGAGCAGAAGUUUCGCCUGCUGGAGAGCGGCAUCCGUCGGCCCACCUACCUCAUCGAGUACAUGGGCAAGAGCUCGCGGCGGGCGGAGCACGGCGGCCUGCAGCCUGAAGCGCUGGAGCAGGCGAUGACCAACUGCGAGGUGGACGGCUUCGACGUGCGCCGCACCGACUGCUUCGAGGACACCGUCCGCUACCUCACCUACAUGAGUCGGUGGAUUGAGCGCCGCUUCGCCACUCUGGCCAUCAUGUCCAGCGCGAACAAGGAGGCGCUGGCGAGGACGGUGCCCGCCGACCACCACUACCUGCCCUUCAACGAGUGGGCCAUCAACAGCGGCAAGGUGGCGGUGUACACUGCCGGCGAGAUGUUCAUCAAGCAGCUGCUGCAGGUGAAGGGCGUCUCGGUGGCGAAGGCAAGGGCCAUCGUUCGCCGCUAUCCGACGCUGCGGGCGCUGAUGGAGGCGUAUGACCGCCAGGCGGAUCGCUACUCAAAGCACAACCUACUCACUGAUCUGGUGCCCGAGUCGGGUCCUGCUGUAGGUGGUGGUGGUUGUGCUGAUGAUGGGGGUGGUGAGAAGAGGCGUCGCUUUGGCCAGGUGAUCAGUCGCAAGGUCUACGAGUACUACGGCACAGACCAGUGA
Messenger RNA from Rhagoletis zephyria (snowberry fruit fly), 1989 nucleotides. NCBI's taxonomy places the organism in Eukaryota, Metazoa, Arthropoda, Insecta, Diptera, Tephritidae. The record is from RefSeq and is a predicted model, not a curated record.